GCUGACAGUUUUCUGUCCCUCCAGGCCAAGUCCAACAGGAGAUCGAUGAAGUCAUUGGGCAGGCACGGCAUCCAGAGAUGGCAGACCAGUCCCGAAUGCCCUUCACCAAUGCUGUGGUUCACGAGGUGCAGCGAUUUGCAGACAUUGUCCCAAUGAAUGUGCCACACAAGAUAUCCCAUGACGUUGAAGUACAGGGCUUCCUCCUCCCCAAGGGCAUGACACUCAUUGCCAACCUGACUUCAGUGCUGAAGGAUGAGAACACCUGGGAGAAACCCCUCCAAUUCCAUCCAAAACACUUCCUGGACGCCCAGGGCCGCUUUGUGAAGCCUGAGGCCUUCAUG
Molecule: messenger RNA, 341 nt
Organism: Nannospalax galili (Upper Galilee mountains blind mole rat)
Lineage: Eukaryota; Metazoa; Chordata; Mammalia; Rodentia; Spalacidae
Product: cytochrome P450 2D3-like
Exons: 2
Biological process (GO): arachidonate metabolic process; xenobiotic metabolic process
Cellular component (GO): intracellular membrane-bounded organelle; cytoplasm
Molecular function (GO): oxidoreductase activity, acting on paired donors, with incorporation or reduction of molecular oxygen, reduced flavin or flavoprotein as one donor, and incorporation of one atom of oxygen; heme binding; iron ion binding
Source: RefSeq, a predicted model, not a curated record